Messenger RNA from Bufo gargarizans (Asiatic toad), 2323 nucleotides. It is a transcript of the gene SELENOM, whose product is annotated as selenoprotein M. The transcript is spliced from 5 exons. Gene Ontology annotation, cellular component: endoplasmic reticulum lumen. Gene Ontology annotation, molecular function: oxidoreductase activity. NCBI's taxonomy places the organism in Eukaryota, Metazoa, Chordata, Amphibia, Anura, Bufonidae. The record is from RefSeq and is a predicted model, not a curated record.
UGGCAUACAAACAUACACACAUUCCCCCUCUGCUUCAUUGUGUGACUGCUUUCUUUCCUUACGCUCACAGCUGAUUCCUAAAAUGUGGCUGCCACUGCUACUGCUCGGCCUCUUCCAGCCCUUGCUGGGCUACCAGAUUGACUGGAACAAGUUAGAAAAUAUAGCAAGAGCAAAGGUAGAGACAUGUGGUGGAUGACAGCUGAACAGACUUAAAGAGGUGAAGGACUUCGUUAUGGAGGACAUCCCUCUUUACCACAACCUUGAGAUGAAGCAUAUAGCUGGUGCUGAUCCUGAACUAGUACUACUUUCCUCCAGAUAUGAAGAAAUAGAUAGAGUUCAUCUUAGCAACAUGAGGAGAAAGGAAAUUAACCAGUUACUGAAGGAUCUAGGAUUUUACAAGAAGGAAAGUCCAGAUUCCCCUGUCCCCCCUGAAUUUCAAAUGGCACCGGCAAGAAAAAAGACUCUGGAUGUAGAAGGGAAAGCUGCGGUGCAGGAUACAAAGGAGGAAUUGUAAAAGCUUUGUGUAAUAGUGGUUUGCACCAAGGAAAUGCAAUACAUUAGAGAAUUAGUUAAUAUAAAGUACACGGAAGUAGAACUGCUAAGAAAAACACUAGGAAUGUUUGAAGAGUACAACACUGUAAUACAGCACUUACUCUACACCCUAACUUGUCAUCUUCCCUAAUGUCUCUGCCAAAGCAAACAUGCAGGUGAUCCACAAUACAAUUAUUACUAACAACUGCAUUUUUCUCAUUUACAGGUUUAAAAUCAUUUUUUCAAUUGGUCUUUAUAAAAAAAAAAGAAAUGCUGAGCUGUUCUGUCACUCCUUUUCUUGCUGUGUGAAUCACUUCUCACAUUCACUUUGGUCAUCUAAUAAACCUUCUCUCUAAACUACUGAGAGGUCAUAAACACUUAUUUAAGCCAUAUUUUUAUCAGUAAGAGGAGAAGCAAGCCAUAAUGAGUGUUUCUAAUGUCAGAGAGCAGAGAUAAGGAGUUGUCAGGUGAGCUGGCUGAUGAAACUAAGUGCAAAUGCAUAUCCUGAUACUAGAUAAACUCAGGGCUGCACAAAGACAGUGGUUAAGUUUUUUUUGACCAAUUGAAAAAAUUAUUUUUAGCUAAAAAAAAAAGAAAAUGCCCAUAAAGGUGGUCAUUAAAACACACUAGUUCCUGUUUAACAGAAAAGAAUUGUCUAAAAGGUGCAUUUAGAUGCUGCGAGGUGCAGACAAUUGUGGAGAAGGAAGCACUCCUUUACAUGCAGCGAUCACCUUCACCAUAUGAGGAGGAGAGAUGGCUACUGCUAUCGCUUGUUCCCAUACAAAAUAACUGUUCCUUGGCAGCAGAUCGCUAUUUAGAUAGCACAAUUUGCUGCCUAGGAAUAAUUGGUGUCCACACCUGAGAUGAUUUUACCUGAGGAACGAGCAAAAUGUUUGUUCAUCAGGUGAUAUGUGGCACCUUUACAGGGGCCAAUUAUCAGGAAUGGGCGUUCCAGAUAAUCAGCCGGAACAUUAGGCCAUAUAGAUAUGGCUUUAGAAUCCACAGCUACCAUUUAGCAUACAGAGUCACAGGGAAUAAUAAUUAUAUUGGCAGUUUUCGAAAGAAUCCGGAAAGACAACAAGUUUGGGUUAAUGAACGUACUACUAGAGCUAUCAUUGCAUUAGCUAUAGAAUAGAUUGGUUUUCAGGGAUGUAACAAGGUAGAAGGCAAUGUAACUUGCUCAUGAAGGAUCAGCUUAGUUGUAGUAAACCUGUCACACUGAAAACGCAGUUCAGUCUGCAUGCAUCACGAUAUAGAGGAGGAGCCGAGCAUAUUGAUGUGGUUUUGUGGGAAAAGACUCAGUAUAAAUUAGUUAUUUAGGUAAAUCCCUGCUCCUUCUAGAAUUAGGAGUCCAGCAGGCAGCCCUAUCAGUGAUUGGUAGCCGUCACUGUAUGUACUCUCAUAGUGGGAUGGGUGUCAGUCAAUGGGUUGGGCUUUCAACUGGAGUCCUAAGCCCAGAAUAAGCAGCGAUUUGAAUAAAUACAAGUUAUACUAAAUCUUUCCCACAAAACGAUAUAGUCCACUCAGCGUCUCCUGAUCUAUAACUUGCCGUCUGCAGAUUGCACUGGAAUUUCAUGAUGAUAGGUUCCUUUUCAUGUUAUUUUUUAUGAUGAAAUGGUUCUCUGAAUUUAUCUGACCAUCUCUGUCUUCAUGGACACGAAUGAAGUUCUCAGCUGCAAAGUAUCCUGGUUGGGAACAGAUGUAAACAGUCCUGAUGAUACGAGGUGAUCGGCUCCUUACUUUACACUUCACGAGAAUUUUGACUUUCAUAAUAAAAAUAUUAUAAAAAGUG